Messenger RNA from Drosophila subobscura, 865 nucleotides. RefSeq names its product enolase-phosphatase E1 (gene Enoph). Gene Ontology annotation, molecular function: acireductone synthase activity; magnesium ion binding. Lineage: Eukaryota; Metazoa; Arthropoda; Insecta; Diptera; Drosophilidae. The record is from RefSeq and is a predicted model, not a curated record. Bases 76 to 834 code for a protein of 252 amino acids. The transcript has 3 exons.
GCUAAAAUCUUUUAAUUCAAAUGAAAUUCUUGGAGAUUCAAUUAAAAUUAAUAACAUUCAUAAAAUUCAUUCAUAAUGCCGUCGACAGAUCGUGUUGCCAAGGUGGUGCUGGUGGAUAUUGAAGGCACCACCACAUCCAUCAGCUUUGUGCACGACGUUCUGUUUCCCUACGCCAAGAAUAAUGUAAAAAAGUUCCUCGCAGAAGGAUGGGAAAGCAGCUCCGAGAUCAAACAGAUUGUCCAAGAGCUGCAACAGGUGCCACAGUAUGUGGAAUACACCAGCACGUUUCGUGUUCCUCCAACGGAAAUGGAUGUGCAGAUCAUCGCAGGCUUUGUGCGUUAUCUGAUUGACAAAGAUCUGAAGGUGACGCCGCUGAAAACGCUCCAGGGCCUUAUCUGGCAGCAGGGCUACGAAACCGGCGAACUCAGGGGCCAUGUCUUUGAGGAUGUGCCUGGCGCCUUUGCCGCUUGGCGGGAGGCUGGCCUUCGGAUUGCCGUCUACUCUAGCGGCAGUGUGGCCGCCCAGAAGCUAAUCUUCAAGUACAGCAUUGCCGGGGACCUGCUGACCCAUCUCAGUGCACACUUUGACACCCAUGUGGGCCACAAACAGGAGACGCAAUCGUAUGUAAACAUCGCCAAAUCCUUAGGCGAAGAUCCACGCAACAUUCUCUUCCUCACGGAUAUUCCUGGAGAAGCUGCCGCUGCACGAGCCGCUGGUCUACAGGCAAUUAUGCUCCAGCGUCCAGGCAACGCUCCCCUGACCGAUGACCAGAAGAGCGGGCAAGAGCUGAUUGCAGACUUCUCCUCGCUCCACAGCUUGCAACUGCCCGAAUAAAGAGCUGCCGCGGCCGGGUUCAUCCAAAAAA